Messenger RNA from Labrus bergylta (ballan wrasse), 2822 nucleotides. RefSeq names its product LMBR1 domain containing 2a (gene lmbrd2a). Gene Ontology annotation, cellular component: membrane. NCBI's taxonomy places the organism in Eukaryota, Metazoa, Chordata, Actinopteri, Labriformes, Labridae. The record is from RefSeq and is a predicted model, not a curated record. Gene Ontology annotation, biological process: adrenergic receptor signaling pathway.
GCAGUUACGUAAUGUAGUUUCAAAGGUUGUGUACGUUUGUCGGUUCUCUCCGGUUCUCCGCGUCCGAGAACACGAUGUGACAGAAACAUUUGGACAGUUUGCUGGUUUACAAUCUUCAGCCCGAGAGAAAGAAGAAAACUGAAAAGUCCAUCGUCAUGACUUCUUGACGCCCGUCUCUUCAUUCAUUAUGAGCGGCGCUUCGCUGGCCGUCGUGGUCGUCGUGGUCUUCUUCUUGGCUCUCUACCUCCUCCAGCGUUAUGGAGAUCUGCGGAAGCAGCAGCGGAUGGUCCUGUUGGGGACGCUGCUGUCCUGGUACCUCUGCUUCCUCAUCGUCUUCAUUCUGCCACUCGACGUCAGCACGACCAUCUACAAGCAGUGUCUGAUUGACAACGCACACCAACCCCUCACUCCUGUGACCCGAGCAAGACGCUCCAAUCAGACGGAUGAAAGCUUCUCUGUUUAUUCAACGCUCAGGACACCACAGGCCUGUGAGGAGCCAUGGAGCUACAUCCCAGACGGCAUCCUACCGGUGUUCUGGAGAGUUGUAUACUGGACCUCUCAGUUCCUCACUUGGCUGCUGUUGCCCUUCAUGCAGUCAUACGCACGGUCAGGAGCUUUUUCAAGAGUUGGAAAAAUGAAAACAGCUCUCUUUGAAAAUGCUCUCUAUUAUGGCACCUACCUCCUUAUCUUCAUCUCCCUGCUCAUAUACCUGGCCACUCACCCAAAGUGGCAUCUGACCUGGUCGCAGCUCCACACCAUCGGAAUUACUGCUGCCAACACCUGGGGUCUCUUCCUGCUGGUGCUGUUGCUAGGCUACGGCCUGGUCGAGAUCCCGCGUUCUUAUUGGCUCUCAUCCUCCCAUGGUUACCUGUUGGAUAAGGCCUACUUCAAGGCUGCAAAGAUGGCUACUGAGAAGGCCGAGGCAGAGGAGAACCUGGCAGAUGUUAUGGAGGAGGUGGCAGGUUGCCAUGAAUCUGUGAGGUACAACAACAGUCUCAGGAAGUGUGUGGACACCAUAUUGACAAAGUGUCCCAGUGAUUACCAAGAAGAGAUGAGAGGGAGAGAUGUGGAAAGCUCUAGUGGUGAACAGAAUGCCAUUCCCACCAAAAUCCGCCUCAUUAAGCUUCAUAAAAAGGUAAUCUCUGCAGUGCAGAGGUACAGGCAGGCUCAGGUCCAGUGGCCCAUCUUGUUGGAUCAGGCCUUCCAUCUCGAAGACGUGGCUAAAAGCCAGCUCAGCCCUGUCCGACACUUCACUCACAGCUUUCCCUCAGAACAACACCACGGCUGGAUCCACAGGUUCAUCUUCACUCCUGCAGUGGAGUGGUACUGGGAGUGUGUGUUCAGACAGGGUUUCUACAAACUGCUGGCAGUCGUCCUGUGUCUCCUCUCGGCAGCAGUAGUCUGGUCCGAGUGCACCUUCUUCAACACAAACCCCGUCCUUUCCCUCUUCGCUGUCUUUGUUCAGAUGGCUGAAAAGCAACACAACUACAUCUGUAUCGAGAUGGUGUGCUUUGUCAGCAUCCUCUUCCUGUGUUUCUGUGUCUUUUCCACAGUUUUCAGGAUCCGAGUGUUUCACUACUAUCACCUGGUGCCUCAUCACCAGACUGAUGCUUACAGCCUGCAGUUUAGUGGCAUGUUGUUCUGUCGUCUCACUCCUCCUUUGUGCCUCAACUUUCUGGGCCUGAUUCACAUGGACUCUGCCAUCUCACACCAAGACAGAAUACAGACAUCUUACACCUCUAUCAUGGGCUCCAUGCGUUUGCUAUCUUUCAUAUCGGAUGGGUUCUACAUUUAUUAUCCCAUGCUGAUACUGCUGCUCUGCUUCGCCACUUUUUACAGCUUGGGCUCUCGCUGUUUGAACCUCCUGGGCCUCCAUCAGUACAUUACUGACGAUGACUUCACGUCUGACCUGGUGGACGAAGGCAGGGAACUCAUUAAAAGAGAAAGAAGAAAAAGAAAUAAAGCUGAAGACGGAGAAAAUCGCAGAUGGGCCCGGAGGGAGCGGUUUGGAGUCAAUGGAACUUCUGGGCGGACCAGAGGGGGUUACACUGAGAUCAAGGAUAACCAGAGUAGCCCUGUCACACAGAACAAGAAAAAUGUCAUCACAUUCACAAGACAAGAUGUGGAGUCAGAGGAGCAGCAGAGACGCUUACUGCAAGACAAUUCCAGUGAUGAAGGUUCACCAAACAGAAGGUCAACAGGAGGACGUUACCUGUCUGUGUCACACUCUCAAACAAGACUUUUUGAUGAUGUUUGACAUGCAGAUGACAUGAGGGGAAAGCAAUGAAAAAGUACAUGCUGGAAAUGAAAAUAAAAGACUGAACAUUUAUUAUCCCACACCUCAGGAAAUAAAAGGGAACAUACUGUAUCUGAGACAUGGACAUGCAAACAGGAAACCAACUAAAAACUGAAAUUACUGAAAUAAAAACCCUUGGUGGAGGGUUUCAUACUGUAUCUCAGCUGAUUUCUGAAAAUGGAUUAUUUUCUGAGAAUGUAGAGGGAUUUUAAUGCUCCAAAAGCCUGAACCUCGUGUGUGAAGGGCCAACCCUUUUGAAGUAUAAUUAUAGUAUUAUGUUUUAAUACUUGUGUUUUGCAUUACCAUUGUACAACAAAUUGAACACUGAGUCAUAUUCAAAGGGAGGACAUCAUCAGCCAAACGUAGUUCUUGUAGUGAACGUUGUGUUUGGAAUGAGUUGUUUAUAUAAAAAAAGGACCUAUGGCUACUUAGGCCUACUUUCUAAAAAGGUUGCACAAGUUUUUUAAAUGCUUGUAUUUAUGAUACUGCAUUAAAAUGAAAGGAUUUUACCAUUUUUAAACAGAAA